This is a messenger RNA of Grammomys surdaster, 1494 nucleotides long. It is a transcript of the gene Kcns1, whose product is annotated as potassium voltage-gated channel modifier subfamily S member 1. Bases 1 to 1494 code for a protein of 497 amino acids. Gene Ontology annotation, molecular function: protein binding; delayed rectifier potassium channel activity. The record is from RefSeq and is a predicted model, not a curated record. The transcript has 2 exons. Gene Ontology annotation, cellular component: voltage-gated potassium channel complex; membrane. Gene Ontology annotation, biological process: potassium ion transmembrane transport; protein homooligomerization; regulation of delayed rectifier potassium channel activity. NCBI's taxonomy places the organism in Eukaryota, Metazoa, Chordata, Mammalia, Rodentia, Muridae.
AUGGUGAGCGAGUUUCCGGGUCCGGGUUCUCGGGUCCCCUGGUGGCCAAGAGACGAGGCGCUGCGCGUGAACGUAGGCGGAGUGCGGCGGCUGCUGAGCGCGCGCGCCCUCGCGCGCUUCCCGGGCACGCGCCUGGGCCGCCUACAGGCGGCGGCGUCCGAGGAGCAGGCACGGCGCCUGUGCGACGACUACGACGCAGCGGCACGCGAGUUCUACUUCGAUCGGCACCCGGGCUUCUUCCUCGGCCUCCUGCACUUCUACCGCACCGGGCAUCUGCACGUGCUGGACGAGCUGUGCGUCUUCGCCUUCGGCCAGGAGGCUGACUAUUGGGGCCUGGGCGAGAACGCGCUGGCCACGUGCUGCCGCGCGCGCUACCUGGAGCGGCGUGUGGCGCGGCCUCGCGCCUGGGACGAGGACAGCGACGCGCCGAGCAGCGUGGACCCUUGUCCCGACGAGAUCUCCGACGUGCAGCGGGAGCUGGCGCGCUACGGUGCGGCCCGCUGUGGCCGCCUGCGCCGUCGCCUCUGGCUCACCAUGGAGAACCCCGGCUACUCGCUGCCCAGCAAGCUCUUCAGCUGCGUGUCCAUCGGCGUGGUGCUCGCCUCCAUCGCUGCCAUGUGCAUCCACAGCCUCCCGGAGUACCAAGCCCGGGAGGCGGCGGCGGCGGUGGCUGCAGUGGCCGCGGGUCACAGCGCAGAGGAUGUGCGCGACGACCCGGUGUUACGCCGCCUGGAGUACUUCUGCAUCGCCUGGUUCAGCUUCGAGGUAUCGUCGCGCCUGCUGCUGGCUCCCAGCACGCGCAACUUCUUCUGCCACCCGCUCAACCUCAUCGACAUCGUGUCGGUGCUGCCCUUCUAUCUCACACUGCUGGCCGGCGCGGCGCUUGGUGACCGGCGCGGAGCCAGCGGGGAGGAGCUCGGCGACCUGGGCAAGGUGGUGCAAGUGUUCCGCCUCAUGCGCAUCUUCCGAGUGCUCAAGCUGGCUCGCCACUCCACCGGGCUGCGCUCGCUGGGCGCCACGCUCAAGCACAGCUACCGUGAGGUGGGCAUCUUACUGCUGUACCUGGCUGUGGGUGUGUCAGUGUUCUCCGGUGUGGCCUACACAGCCGAAGAAGAGAACGAGGGCUUUGACACAAUCCCCGCCUGCUGGUGGUGGGGCACCGUGAGCAUGACCACAGUGGGCUAUGGGGAUGUGGUGCCGGAGACUGUGGCUGGCAAGCUGGCGGCCUCGGGCUGCAUCCUCGGGGGCAUCCUGGUGGUGGCCCUCCCCAUCACCAUCAUCUUCAACAAGUUCUCCCACUUCUACCGACGCCAGAAGGCACUGGAGGCAGCCGUGCGGAGCAGCGGCCAGCGCGAGUUUGAGGAUUUGCUGAGCAGUGUUGACGGGGUAUCCGACGUGUCUCUGGAAACAUCCCGGGAGACUUCUCAGGAGGGGCGCUCUACAGACCUAGAGACCCAAGCCCACAGUGAGCCUGCAAAAUCUCACAGUUAUUAA